This is a messenger RNA of Hibiscus syriacus, 719 nucleotides long. RefSeq names its product 50S ribosomal protein L18. Gene Ontology annotation, cellular component: ribosome. Gene Ontology annotation, molecular function: 5S rRNA binding; structural constituent of ribosome. NCBI's taxonomy places the organism in Eukaryota, Viridiplantae, Streptophyta, Magnoliopsida, Malvales, Malvaceae. Gene Ontology annotation, biological process: translation. The record is from RefSeq and is a predicted model, not a curated record.
UGCAGGUUUCAAUCAGUUUCUCAUUUGCUCCUGGGGAAUCUACGGGUUUCAAUAACUACAAGCAAUGGCAGUUGCAAAUUUUCCUGCACUAAAGUUUAAAACUUGCGACAUUUUUGGUCGAUGUUUCAAGUUCCCUCCAUUGCAGAACAGAAGUCAUUCUGUCAAGACGUUAGUAGUUGAAGCAAAGGCAAACACCAGAACAGAAAGCGCUAAAAUUAGGAACCGAAGAAUGCUAAAGAAGUUUAAUGGCACCCCGAGAAGGCCGAGGCUGUCGGUAUUCUGUUCGGAAAAGCAGUUAUAUGCCAUGUUGAUGGAUGAAAACAAGAAGUGUCUAUUCUAUGGAAGCACGCUGCAGAAGUCGAUUCGCGACGAUCCUGCUUGCACCACCAUUGAAGCUGCUAAACGUGUUGGUGAAGAGCUGGUAAAGGCCUGUGUUGAUCUUAACAUAAAUGAAAUAUCAUAUUAUGAUCGCAAUGGACUUGCGCGCGGUGAAAGAAUGCAAGCCUUCGAAAUUUCUAUUGCAAGUUUCGGUUUCUUGCCUCGAUAGAAAUUUAUCAAAUGAGUUUAAACCUUGGUUUUUCAGUAUCCGACGUGGGCUCUGAGCUAACAAUUUGGGAGGUUUAUCAAAUGUUAAACCCUUUAUCAGAUUGAUGCAUUGUUCAACUACAACUUCAGUCUUAUUUUUAUCAUCUCAGCUGAGUGUAAUUACUUCAUUUUAA